AGAUAAUGACAAGCCCAGAUCGAGUAUCGCCUAUUCUUUUUUUAUUCUUAUCUGAACGACUUUACAUAUGGCUCCUUAAUGACUGAAUGACUUAAGACUGAUUACUCAUGACUCAUUACUCAUGACCUAAUGACUGAUUUCCAAAGAGCUUGUGAAUCUGUAAGAAAGUCAAAGCGAUAAUAAGUAAUAAGCGAACUACUUUAAUUAGGUUAUGUGAAUACCGACAGCAUUCAUAUAUGUAUGCUAAUUGCAAUUCACAUACUUCCCCGUCUGUGCAGGUUUGCCGCAUUUCUCUUAUUUGCUCUAUUGCGUGCUUGCAUCACUACAUAGCAUACAUACUAACUCAUAACUCACUUAUCUACGCAUCGAACUCCAAAAUGCUAAACGCUGCGAUACGUGUUCAAGUCAAUGGCGUUUAAACGCUCCGCAUUAGAACGCAGAGCUGACGCAGCGGUUAAACGAUUGUUGACUCUUAGCGGCAUUAGGUUCUAAUUAAUUGCUCAUCCUUAGAGCAACCCUGAACGCGGGCUCUCCUAACGAGGAAGCAUCGCUGCCUUUGUUCGUCAACCCGGGGCGAGUCCAGGACGCAUGGGCCACGCGGCCCUUCCCAACACCCUGCUAUUGUCUCGCGGGAGGGACUCGAUCAUCAGGUACGCGAUCGCGCAGGUGUGUGGAAGUGAUCGCACACGCUAGAAUUGACUGUGGAUGGGCGGGAGGUGCUAACAAGGAGCGGUCGUCGGCGCGGCGUCGGCCUGCGCUGCACGCAGACAGCAGUCAGCUAGCAUGUGCAUGAGAGCGGACGCCUGUCGCAGCCGAGCGAGCGUGAAGCAUGCCGUGUCCCGAUGCCGACGUAGUAUUGAUGCUGGCCGCCGUGCUGCUAGUAAGCGUAACCGUCGCACGACCGGCCAACAAGACGAUCGGCGCCGACGAUGACGACGUUGUCGUCGACAAGAUCGAAUGUCCGCCUACGCCGCCGGAUUUCCUCAGGACGCUGCUGGGGCCGGCAUUCAACGAGCGAUACAUGUCCGUCGACGAGCCAGCCGACGAGUGGUCAGCCGACGAGUGGUCAGCCGACGUCGGGCGCCGACGCGACGGCAAGGACGGAGUGCUGCAGGACGCGUCGCACACGACGUCGGCGAAACCGACGCACGGUCCGUUUGUUGUCGGCGGCGACUACGAGAGAGACCUGCCGACGGAGAAGUUCUACGUCGACAUGUUUCGCAGCGUUCUCGCGCGCAUGCGCGACGACGCGCGAACGCCGACGACGGUAGCGACGCCAGUGCCAGACGAACUAGAAGCGGUGUCGGACGUCGGCGGCAAUUCGACGCGAGGCGAGAGGACGAAGCGCGCGGCGGGCGCUACCGGCGGCACGCCGUGGGGCUGCGAUUCCCGCGUCGUCUGGCACGACCUCGGUCCCGACAGAUUCCCGCGCUUUCUGCGCGGCGUCGAGUGCACGUCGUCCAAGUGCUGGUUCGGACACUUCAGCUGCCGCCCGAAGGCCUUCACGGUGAAGGUGCUGCGUCGGAAACGCGACGCGUGCAGUCAGGCGGAAGUGAACGGGUGGCGCGCGCCGCCUGGCGGCGACAUCUUUCCGACGGAGCUUCUCGAAAAGACGUGGACGUUCGAAGAACGAUCCGUGACGUUCUGCUGCGAAUGUGUGCUGUGACGUCACGGCUCUUGGCGGCAAGUGCGAGCGGGUGACGAUCGUAUGAUUCGACCUCACGAAUGCGCAUGCGUCAAUCGUCUAGACGGCAAAUUUUGUAUCCCGGAAGCGCACGUAAUAGUAUUUCCGCUCUUACCGUACCAAUUUUGAGCACGUGCAGUUUGCUGGCGUGCGUGUGUCGACAGCGGUGUGUGGCGUUGAAUGAUAUGGAAACGAAGUGAACUCAAUGUAAAUAGAACUGUAAAUAAAGCAAUUGUUGUUUAUAC
Messenger RNA from Priapulus caudatus, 1929 nucleotides. RefSeq names its product protein trunk-like. The coding region runs from base 830 to 1666 and encodes 278 amino acids. NCBI's taxonomy places the organism in Eukaryota, Metazoa, Priapulida, Priapulimorpha, Priapulimorphida, Priapulidae. Gene Ontology annotation, molecular function: signaling receptor binding. The record is from RefSeq and is a predicted model, not a curated record. The transcript has a single exon.